AUGCCCGGACUUCACAUGUCUGCCUAUGCUCCGCCAGGCUCAACUGCUUGGACAGUCCCUCAAUAUCCAGCAGCCAUAUCGACACAGUCGAUGCUCAGUCCAGGACUCAAGUUCUUCAUCAAGCGAGACAACGGGUCUCUUGUGCCUCUUGUCCCCGCCGACGAACUCCCAGACGACAUUCGCUUGAUUGGUGUACCUUUGAGUCUGACUGCCGUGCAGGCAGAGAGCAUGCUGUUCCUUGGACAUGACUCGUCUGCCAGAAGGAAGUACUCGCAUGCCGGAUCUCUGAGCAUCAAGGAGUCAGUCGCUCCCAUCCCCAUUGCGAUGAAGUAUACGCCUGAAGUGGUUCCUGACAACAAUCAUGUACCUCAGCUCCCUCAGGCGCAGCCUCUUCCCACACCCACCACUGCAUUCAUACCGACUCCCAAGCCACCUACUCAACUCAACUCGAGACCUCUCUACAAUGAACGCCCUCCUCCACCUUCUGGUAUUGAGCCUGAUCAGAGAAAGAAGAUCUACUGCAACUAUUGGUGUCAAACAGGUCAAUGUGGCUUCAUCCAACAAGGUUGCAUAUACAAACAUGAGAUGCCUACAGACAAGGAAACUCUCAACUUGAUUGGUCUGAAGUCGGUCCCUGCUUGGUACCGCAAGGAGCAAGCACGCAAGAAAUCACAGGCGAAGCGCACCGAACGCAACGGCUCUGGCUCAGAGUGGGAGGUGGUCGAGCAGCAACAGACCGACGACUCCGCGGUCCACAGUAACGACCCUGUCCGUGUCCGCGUUCCACCCUCGCGCCCUGCUAAUAUCACCAUCACUAAGCAGUCUGCGCAAAAGUCUCGUCCAGCUUUGGUUGCUCAGAAGGAUGCUGCCGCUUCUGAUGUUGCUUCUGACGCUGCUACUGCAGGCAGCUCAGCUCCAGGCUCAUCAUCUCCUCCCGGUGGUGUCAAGUUGGGUGCAGCCAAGACUCCUGUACGUGGUCCUCCUUCUCUACCUUUCAGAAAGCAGACUCUGGAAUCGCCCAUCGAAGAUGGGGAAGUAGAGGAUCUCAUCCACUUUGAUGUUCUUGUGCCAUCGUCCUCUCCAGACUUGUCGUCGUCCACUCAAUUGAGUCCGGAAGCACACUCUACCUGUUCACCUAUGGAAGAGGUGGUCUCUAGACGCUCAAAGAUCGUCGCUAAGGGCGGUGUGGCCAUCGCUAUGGGCAGAGGUACUCGUUCAAGCAUCAGUGGCCGCGGUCGACGUGGAUCCGCCGAUAGGAAGACUGGUGCCGUAUCACCCCCUAGACAGCACAAGCCUAUGGUCAAGGGCAGGGUGGAGCAGGGCAACGGUGAAUUGAGAAGAGACAGAGUCAAGAUGGCGCCGGUCGCAGGAGCUACGGCCAAGGCUACAGGCCAAGCUUGA
This is a messenger RNA of Aureobasidium namibiae CBS 147.97, 1401 nucleotides long. RefSeq lists its product as uncharacterized. NCBI's taxonomy places the organism in Eukaryota, Fungi, Ascomycota, Dothideomycetes, Dothideales, Saccotheciaceae. The transcript is spliced from 2 exons. The coding region runs from base 1 to 1401 and encodes 466 amino acids. The record is from RefSeq and is a predicted model, not a curated record.